ACCACACGGCGCGGCACACGGCAGCUGAAACGCCGCGCAGUACCCAGCUAGGCAGGCAAAAGACUAAUUCAGACCUAGGCCUAGAUACCUAAUAUUACCAGGUCUUUCAGUCAUCAUGAGCGAGCAGGUUGUAAUAGUUUCAGCAGUACGAACACCAAUAGGUAACCUGAAUGGAGCCCUUUCAAGUUUAGCUGGACACAAGAUUGGCAGUAUUGCAAUCAAAGAUGCUCUAAGAAAGGCUGCAGUCCGAGAAGAUGAAGUUUCUGAGGUUAUCAUGGGCCAAGUGUUGACAGGCGGUCAAGGACAGAACCCAGCCCGUCAAGCAAGCAAAGGGGCAGGGCUGCCAGAUGGUGUACCAGCAUGUGGGGUCAGCAUGGUGUGUGGUUCUGGCUUAAGGGCUGUUGUCCUAGGUGUGCAGGCUAUUUGUUGCAACGAUGCUGAAAUUGUUGUUGCUGGCGGGCAGGAGAGUAUGAGCCAGGCUAUGCAUGCUGUUCAUAUGAGGAACGGUACCAAGUUUGGUGAUGUUGCCUUAAAAGACACUCUUCUAAGUGAUGGGUUGAUUGAUGCCUUCCACACUUACCACAUGGGAAUAACAGCUGAGAACGUUGCUCAGAAGUGGAAUAUCAGUCGGCAGGAACAGGAUCAGUUUGCCCUAAACUCACAACUGAAGGCUGAAACAGCUCAGAACAGUGGCUAUUUCAAUGAGGAGAUCACAAAGGUCACGAUAAGCUCAAGGAAAGGUGAUAUUGAAGUAAGUAAAGAUGAAUUCCCAAGACCAGGUUGUACUCUAGAGGGCUUUAGUAAAUUGAAACCAGCAUUUGUGAAGGACGGUUCAGGUACAGUCACAGCUGGCAACGCCUCAGGCAUCAACGAUGGAGCAGCUGUGGUCGUAAUGAUGUCUGAAAGAGCCGCAGAGAAGCGAGGUCAUAGGGUGCUAGCACGUGUGGUAUCCUGGGCACAGGCAGGUGUUGACCCAUCCAUCAUGGGUACUGGACCAAUUCCAGCAAUACAAAAAGCAGUAAGCAAGGCAGGUUGGGAUCUUGAUUCUGUUGAUCUGUUUGAAUUAAAUGAAGCUUUUGCUGCUCAAUCAAUUGCUGUCAUCCGUGAUCUUUCGUUGGAUCCUAUAAAGGUUAAUAUAUGCGGCGGUGCAAUAGCCCUAGGACACCCGAUUGGGGCGUCGGGAGCUCGUAUUCUUGUUACACUUGUGCAUCAAAUGAAGAGGACCAAUAAGAAGCGGGGCAUAGCAGCAUUGUGUAUUGGUGGGGGCAUGGGUAUUGCCAUGUGUGUGGAGGCACUUUGAAUACCCCUCUAUAUUUAGACAUACAUUAUUUAUUUAAAUAUUAAUAAACCAACAAAAACAGUUAUUUUAAUCUGUCUCAUUGGAAUUGCUAUUUUCAUACUUGAGCGAAAUAUUUUUUUAAUCUGAAUUUUGAGGGUUUCUUUAUUCAUCAGAUCCACAAAAUAGUCAAGCAUCAUGGAAAAUAAAUAUAUGUUCAUCUACAGUAUUUACUUUAAUUUUAGGAUUUUUAUUAAAUUAAUGACAAUGGGGAUGCAAGGAUGAACUUGGUGUUCUUGUGUUAUCCUUCGAAUGGACAUUGGCUAUGGUGUUUUUUUAAGUACAGUACUCGUUAUUAAUAUCACUUUAUUUUGUAUAAAACAAUAAGGGAAAAUAUACAAUCUUAGAUCAUGGCCCAGAAGGGGCACAUGCAAGGAGAAACAAAUUAUAAUUACAAAGCAAUACCAUUAGCGGAGUGGCAAUUUAUGGGUUAGUUUGCUGACCGUAUGAGGACCAAUGUAACAUCUGCUAUAUAAAUUAUAGAUUAAAAAUUGAUGACAAUACAAACAAUGAAAGGACAGUACAAUAGCUUAAAAUUGUAAAAAUGUUUAUUCCACUCAAAAUUACAUACAACAAAUUCAAAAACUAGACAAAUGAUGCACAUGAUUAAUUUUAGUGUGAGGGUUAAAGCAAUAAUAUGGACAGUUGAUUAAGAAAUGAAAGUCAACAUUUGUCGGCCUAGAUAAGAAUCACAAAAUAAAGGUCUGUUUACUACUA
Molecule: messenger RNA, 2053 nt
Organism: Anneissia japonica
Lineage: Eukaryota; Metazoa; Echinodermata; Crinoidea; Comatulida; Comatulidae
Product: acetyl-CoA acetyltransferase, cytosolic-like
Exons: 8
Coding region: 116-1300 (394 amino acids)
Biological process (GO): fatty acid beta-oxidation
Molecular function (GO): acetyl-CoA C-acetyltransferase activity
Source: RefSeq, a predicted model, not a curated record